This is a messenger RNA of Tigriopus californicus, 1334 nucleotides long. RefSeq names its product E3 ubiquitin-protein ligase TM129-like. Gene Ontology annotation, molecular function: ubiquitin protein ligase activity. Gene Ontology annotation, biological process: protein ubiquitination. Gene Ontology annotation, cellular component: membrane; endoplasmic reticulum. The record is from RefSeq and is a predicted model, not a curated record. The coding region runs from base 94 to 1230 and encodes 378 amino acids. NCBI's taxonomy places the organism in Eukaryota, Metazoa, Arthropoda, Copepoda, Harpacticoida, Harpacticidae. The transcript has 6 exons.
UUAUGUUGACGUGUACUUCAUUUCUUAUUCUUCCCAUUUGUGUCUUCUUGCCAGAUAGCAAGAUCGACCAUUCAAAUCAUCAUCGUCAGCAUCAUGAUGGGUGAAACGAGUUGGAUGUUUUGCUUGUUUUAUAUCGUGUUCGCCACCGGGUUCUUGUUCCAGUUCCAAGAUUUCCAAAACUUGGGCCUGAGUCCCGAGAAUCUGUUGACCAACGUGUUCCAAUUGGAUUUGGGCAGCGAGCAAUUGCAAUUCCUCGAAUUUCACCUUCGAAAAUCGUGUGGAGCCCUUUUGUUGCAGACCUUUCUGCCUAUUGGUUUCUUGGUGGGGUUCAGCUACUUCCACGUCCACGUGGAUCAACAAUAUCCUUCCAUCUAUGCGUUUUGGGAGAGCAACCUGCCAUUUCAAGUCAGCCUCGCCCUGUUCCUUGGACUGUGGUUGCUUGUCUGGGUUGUGGCUCAAUAUUGGACCCUCAACCAUUUCGAGCACCACCCUUACGUUACAAAAUUGAAACUCUACGCACAAAAUGGGGACUGGAAAUCUGUCAUGAGCGACAUCAACACUGAGUUUAGAAGGAUUGACAAAUUCACGAUUUGCACUAAUCCCAUUGAAAGAGUUGUCGUCACGGACAACUGGGUCAUCUAUUUGGGCGCUGUUCCCUGGAAGUUCCAUCUCGCCCAUCAAUCCGAUGUGACGCUCAGUCUGAUUCAGAGUGAGCAUCAUAAUAUUUCCACCGAAGGACAAACUGGAGGCACGCAAUUUCUCCGAAUUCAGGUCCAAAACGGCAAACCCAAUUGCGAGUCGUUCUCCUUCAGGUUGAACUCGGUCGAGUAUCAGAAUCUGCAAGAUAAGUUGACCCGACAGAUCCAAAACAUCCAAAACAUUCAAAUUUUUAAAACCGUCAGCGAUCGGUUUGUCGAGGUGUUCAAAGAAGCAGUGGCUCAAAAUCCUAAGGCUCCUGCUGAAGAGGAAUUGGAGGCGUGCAUUGGGUGUAUGGCUACCGAGGCUAAUGUCAAGUUGAUUCGGCGGUGUGACACCAUCGAUCAAGAGAAUGAGAACACCUCUUGCGUCAAUUGUUACUGCAGACCAAUGUGGUGCCUCAAUUGUCUAGGCAAAUGGUUUGCAUCGAGGCAAAAUCAGCAACAACCGGAAACAUGGCUCGGUUCAAAAUGUCCUUGUCCAACUUGCCGAUCCAAGUUUUGUGUCUUGGAUGUGGCCUUAAUUGAAUCUUGAUGCGGAUCCAAGCACUUCAACUGAAAGAAUCGGACCGAAUUGAAACCAUGAACUGUGAUAUAUGAAUGAUCAAUGAAAACUAGAAUACAAGAGUGACCACCUAA